This is a messenger RNA of Coniophora puteana RWD-64-598 SS2, 1795 nucleotides long. RefSeq lists its product as uncharacterized. Lineage: Eukaryota; Fungi; Basidiomycota; Agaricomycetes; Boletales; Coniophoraceae. The transcript has 8 exons. The coding region runs from base 1 to 1563 and encodes 520 amino acids. Gene Ontology annotation, molecular function: mRNA binding; metal ion binding. The record is from RefSeq and is a predicted model, not a curated record.
AUGACCGACACUUCAACAUAUUCCGAUAGUGACGAUGCCUUCUUGGAACUACUUGCCGACGAUCUUAUUACCGACGCAGGCAUCAACCGUGCAUUAGCUAUCCAGCUAACUUUAUACAGCCACGCAUGGCCGAUCACAGGCUCUCUAUCUUCUCAACAAGUAUCCGGUUUGUGUGAUAGCGCAGUCACCGGUGAUAUCGAAUGGUUCGAGUUCCAAAGGGCAAUUUACAUGCUCAGCGACAACCCUACCCCGUCACCGUCCCCCGACAUCAACUCUGAAGUCUUUGUAACCUUUCUCUGGCACCAAACACCGAUUAAUUCCCUCUAUUCUCACAUCGCCCCCUUGUCAAUCGAUUUCCAUCACCCUGACUCGGCGUCGGCGUCGGCUGUGGCCUUGCCGCUGCCCUUCUUCACGCCCAAGCGAAGCACGCGCCUCCUCCUCGCCUUCGUCGAACACCCCAUCUCCCCGUCAUCCGCCACGGCCUUGCCCCUCCUCCCCAGCCCAGCGCUCGCCGCGCCCAAAACCGCCAAACUCCGCCCAGGCGUCGCCGCAGAGGCGGACGCGGAAGACAUGCGUUGCGCGGAGAGGUGGUGGUUUUUGCGUCUGCGACUGCGGUUGCAUCGGCGAGCCGGGAAUGUCGAGCGAGAGGAGGAGCUCGGCGUCGCGAGCGGCUGCGACUGCGUGACGCCCUAUCCUUCGCCUGGUGUCUACGGCACCAAGUGCCACUUCGCUAAUGGUGAAGGGGAAUUGCGGUCUGUGGCUCGUCAUCCAAAAUACAAGACGGAGAUCUGCAGGACGUUCUGGGUAUCGGGCGCUUGCCCGUAUGGGAAACGUUGCUGUUUCAUCCACACAGAGCUCCCCGCGAACGGUGCUGCCCCCGGUGCUGAGGGCGUACCUCCCCCUUCUGCGACGAUUGACUCUCGCCAACGUGCUAAUAGUUCGGCGAGCGAUCCCAGUGACGCCCCGACAUCCCUUCUCUCGCGGAUCUCUCACAGCAGGCACGACCUUGCUACGCCUAUUGACACGAACUCUGCAGCUCAUAACAUGUAUAAUACCCGACCGCCCACCGGGUCCCUCCGUGUCGAUACUGCGUCCCUCACGAAUAUUGCGAAGCAGAACAAGUCGGCCUAUCCGACCCUCGCUAGCCAGCAGAACGCACUGAUGAUGAACCCGCGUGAAUCCGCGAUCCACUCGCCGGUUCCUCUGACCGCCGGCCCCGAUCUCGGUCGGUCCACUGCCGCUCGUUUGAAUAUUGUGGGGCAAAAUCAGCGUGUUCGCAGGACGAACACGUCUAACCCUCGCCACUCCUUCAACGGGGCGGACGUCGAUUUUGAGUACGCCUCCCCGACUACUCCGUCGGCCGCCAACGUCAGCUCCUCCUUCGGCAUGGGCUCCCAGAACGACCGCCUUUCCACUUCCGGAACAGCUCCUCGGUCGCACGUCAGGUCAGGCAGUGCAGGCAACUGGGGCAGCUUGACGCGAAGCAACCUUUCGGUUGCUUUCCCCCAGUCCGAGCUCGCAGUUGGGUCGAACCGAGUAAGCAACAACGCACAAUGGAUCUGAUUAAAAACAUAUCGGACGUUAUCUCAACCGCUGGAACGGACUUUGUGUUUUCUUUUUUCUCUUUCUGCAUAUGUUGUGAACGUUCAUGCACUCACCAAUCUUUAUUAUUGUCGCUGUACUCAUGCUUGCAUACCUUCAAGUCUUUUGCAUGACGUAAAGUACCCAUCGCCUACAUUUCAUUGUGCAAUAUUCCUAGUCCAAAUGCUCUUGAAUAAAACGCUUUCGUAAACGC